Molecule: messenger RNA, 576 nt
Organism: Synchytrium microbalum
Lineage: Eukaryota; Fungi; Chytridiomycota; Chytridiomycetes; Synchytriales; Synchytriaceae
Exons: 4
Coding region: 1-576 (191 amino acids)
Biological process (GO): cytoskeleton-dependent cytokinesis
Cellular component (GO): dynactin complex
Source: RefSeq, a predicted model, not a curated record
AUGUUGGCCGAGGACUCUGCAGUCGAGCUCGAAAAGCGGCUCCUACAUCUAGAACUAAUAUCAUCUCCAACCCACCCACCAUCCACAUCCACUUCACUAGCAGAACUACUCCAAACUGCCCUGUCACGAUUCAACGAAAUCCGAAACCAAAAUUCAACCAUCGACGACUUUCUACGGAAAUAUGUUGAUCUACAAGAUACAUUAGGCCAAGACACAAACGAGCUAGAACGCACCGCACUGGACGUUGCAUCAAUCAAGGAAAUAGUUCUGGCUUCUGAGGAUGGACUGGAUCGUCUUGCCGAGCAAAUGGUGGACUUGGAGGCUCUUAAGGAGGAGGUCGACUCGACUGUGUUGAAGGACCUAAGUCGCUUGAUACCAACCAUGAGUCCUUUGGAAUCCAAGCACAUUGAACAACGCAAAGUCGUGUGGGGUGUCCGGGAGCGAUAUCUUCGUGAACUGGAUUCUUACAAUUCUUUUAUUGACUCUACUUCGAGGUUAUUUAUACACUAUCACCAGCUUCUUGCUGAGAUGGAGGAAAUGGUGUCGGCUGCUGAGCGUGCGCAACGAGCUGCUUAA